CAGAUCUGGAACCUCGGAUCCCUCGGCAGCCUUUGCAAGCCAGGAUUUCCUCUGGGUGGGAAGGAAGGAAGGAAGGAAGGAAGCGGAAGGACCAGCAGGGAUCCGUCCUGCAGCCCCAGAAAUGGUCCCAUGAAGGAAGAGUUUCCAGAGACGCCACAGAGUCCCUGGAGCCCUUUCAAGCUGCUCUGCCGGAGAGAGGAAGGAUGGAGACACCCUCUUUGGCCAAGGAGGGGAGCGGAAAAGGCCUCACAACUCUUCAGCCUGGGAGCUGUGGGGAGAGCUGGACCAGAACCGGGCAGAAGGUCCUGCAGGAGAGGACCCUCCUCCCUUCAGAAGUUCCACACUGGACCUCCAUCCAAUACCAGGAGGCUGAGGGUCCCCGAGAACUUUGCAGCCGACUCCAUGACUUGUGCAGGCGAUGGCUGAGACCAGGAAAGCACAGCAAAGCCCAGAUGCUGGACCUGGUGGUUCUGGAGCGGCUUCUGACUCUCCUGCCCCCAGAGAUGGAGGGCUGGGUGCGGGAGUGUGGAGCAGAGAGCAGCUCCCAGGCGGUGGCCCUGGCGGAAGGCUUCCUCCUGAGCCAGGCGGAGGAGCAGAAGAAGCAUCUCCAGUGGCAGUUCUGCAGUGUGGAGAUCAGAGACCCUGAGGGAAAGAAGAACCCAUCAAAUCCCCCUCAGGAGCUAUUUUUCGGGAGGAUUCCUUGGGAAGAUCCAAGUCAGGACACCUCAGGAGAGAAACAACAAAUGAAGCUUUCUGGUUUUUAUGACGGAGAUCAAACAGUGGUUGAACCUCCAAAUCAAGAGGGUCUGGUGUCCUUCGAGGAGGUGGCUGUGUAUUUCUCUGAGGAGGAAUGGUCUCAGCUGGAUCCUGACCAGAAAGCGCUGCAUUUGGAAGUCAUGCUUGAAAACCAUAGGAGCGUGGUCUCUCUGGGUAAUAAUGGGCAGGGGAAUCAAGAUUCCUGUGAACUGUUCCAAGUGAUCAGUGCUAAAGAUGGAACAGAGAAGUUUGGAAUUCAAAUGGAAUUAGAAAGUCAUGAGACAAACCAGUCAAAGAAUUGGACUCAGGAAAGCUUAUCUGCCAGUGAUGCUCCAAUGCAAGACUUUCUUGCCCAAGAAGAGAAAAUAAGGAAAAAAUAUACUGGGAAAAGUGUGAAGCUAAUCAAAGCUAAAGUACAAGUAAAUGAACACUAUUUAACCCAAAACAAAGGAGAAGGUUCUAUAAGAAGACACAACGGACAAAAUUACAAUGGGACAUUCAUUCUUUCUCUUGGGAAUAAUUUCCUUACAUCUCAAAAAGUGAUUGACACAAAAGAGAAGCCUUAUAAAUGGGAGAAGCCGUAUAAAUGCAUGGAGUGUGGAAAGACGUUUACUGUGAGCAGUGGACUUAGAAGCCACAAAAAGAUCCAUACAGGAGAGAAUCCAUUUAAAUGCAUGGAGUGUGGAAAGACCUUUGCUCAUAGCAGUACAUUUACUAUCCAUAAAAGGAUCCACUCAGGAGAGAAGCCUUUUAAAUGCAUGGUAUGUGGAAAGAGCUUUGCUCAAAGAGGUAAUCUUAUUUCCCAUAAGAUGAUCCACACUGGGGACAAGCCGUAUAAGUGCAUGGAGUGUGGAAAGAGCUUUGCUCAAAGAGGUCAUCUUAUUUCCCAUAAGAUGAUCCACACGGUGGCAAAGCCGUAUAAAUGCAUGGAAUGUGGAAAGACCUUUGCUUGGAGCAGGAGCCUUAAAAGCCACAAAACGCUCCAUACAGGGGAGAAACCAUUUAAAUGCCUGGAGUGUGGAAAGACCUUUGCUCAUAGAAGUACACUUACUAUCCAUAAAAGGAUCCACUCGGGAGAGAAGCCUUUUAAAUGCAUAGAGUGUGGAAAGAACUUUGCUAAGGACAGUGAUCUUAAAAGGCACAAAAAGAUCCACACAGGAGAGAAACCAUUUAAAUGCAUGGAGUGUGGAAAGACCUUUACUCGGAGCAGUAAUCUUAUUUCCCAUAAGAGGAUCCACACAGGGGAGAAGCCGUAUAAAUGCAUGGAGUGUGAAAAGACCUUUGCUCAUAGCAGUACACUUACUAUCCAUAAAAGGAUCCACUCAGGGGAGAAGCCUUUUAAAUGCAUGGAGUGUGGAAAGAACUUCCCUCAAAGAGGUCAUCUUAUUUCCCAUAAGAGGAUCCACACAGGGGAAAAGCCGUAUAGAUGCAUAGAGUGUGGAAAGACAUUUACUCAUGGCACUCCCCGUGGCCCUCUCGUCCUCUGCAUGGCGGGGGCGAUGGCUGAAGCCUCAGGACGGGAGCGAAGCCUCCGUGGCGGGACCUGA
Molecule: messenger RNA, 2303 nt
Organism: Notechis scutatus (mainland tiger snake)
Lineage: Eukaryota; Metazoa; Chordata; Lepidosauria; Squamata; Elapidae
Source: RefSeq, a predicted model, not a curated record